This is a messenger RNA of Anolis sagrei ordinatus, 1086 nucleotides long. Lineage: Eukaryota; Metazoa; Chordata; Lepidosauria; Squamata; Anolidae. The record is from RefSeq and is a predicted model, not a curated record.
CAGCUGGGAGAGGGGAGUCUGUUCCUUUGGACUCUUUCUCCUCCUCCUCCUGUUUAUUUUAUUUAUCAUGUCAUCAGCAACCAGGCAUUUGUAUUACAUUUUUAACAAAAACAAUCAGACAAAACACAGAAUUUGCAAACUUGGUAGUUGAUUAAAUGUCCUUUGACCAGUAUCUGGCCGCUUGGAGUGCCUCUGGUGUUGCUGCAAGGAGGUCCUCCAUUGUGCAUGUGGCAGGGCUCAGGUUGCAUUGCAGCAGGUGGUCCUCCUCCUUGCAGCCUGUCUCUUCUCUCAUCAUCUUCUCCUCCUUCUGCUUCUUCUCCUUCCGAGGAAAAGUGAUUGUUGGCUGAACAUUUUGGAGUCGAGCCUGUUCAGGGAUUUCUUUCCCUAGAAAGAAGUGGGAGGAAAAGCAUCUUGGAUCCAGUUUGCUUCUUCAACCAACAGUCAUUCCAACAUGGAGAGACCCAACUCACCUGGACCUGAAUCAGGAAUUGGGAGCAAUGGAGCAUCCUGGGAAAGAACUAAACGUAAGUCCCAGAGUGUGGACCUUUAUAUCUCAGACAGACAGCGCCAGCGCUUCAGGCAUUCCUCCUACCGAGAGGGCGAGGGACCCAGAGAGGUUUGCAGCCGCCUCCACUCUCUCUGCCGCCAGUGGCUGAAGCCAGAGCAACACACCAAGGCGGAGAUGCUGGACCUGGUGAUCCUGGAGCAGUUCCUGAGCAUCCUGCCCCCAGAGAUAGGGAGCUGGGUCCGAGAGUGUGGGGCAGAGACCUCUUCCCAGGCGGUGGCCCUGGCGGAAGGCUUCCUCCUGAGUCGGGCGGAGGACGUGAAGCAGGAAGAAGAGGUGAGAGCAUUGCCUCUUGGGUUCACUCACCUUGGGACUGAUGGAGAGAUUGAACGUACCUCCUGCCUUCCUUCCAAGAUGGGGCAGAUGUGAGGGAGAAGUCAGACCCUGCUCCCUCGGCCUCUUUCCCCCCUUUCUCUGCCCCUCCUGCUUUCACCUCCAUGUCCACUGUAAGCUCAGUUGCUGCUCUACUCAAAUUUGAAGACCCUGAUCUUUCUCCAUACUACUUCAGGAAUACUCUGUGC